GAGAAGCGAGUGACGAGACAACAGGUCGGCAACGAAACCCCAGGACCUCACGACAAAUGUCGCUGCUCCGCCUCGCUCACGCCGGGCCCUGAGCUUGCCGACGAACGAGCUUAUAUCGGUGUCGGGGCGCGCAGAGUUUUCCUCGGCUGACGAGAAGUGGCAGAUCGAUUGUGGGGCGCGUAGAAAGAUCGUCGUCAUGAAGGUUGCUGGCAUGGGCGUGCCGAGCCGGAGAGUGUUGCUGGGCGUGGGCCUCGUCGGUGUGUUCUGCCUCGGGUUGUGGACGCAGAUCCAUGCCGUUACUGCCGCAGCGACCGAGAGCCCGUCCUUGGCUUUCGUGAAGAAAACCAUCGCUGCGCACCCCAUUGUGAUUUUCUCCAAGUCCUACUGCCCCUACUGCAAACGGGCCAAGUCUGUGUUCAAGCAGAUGGAUACGACACCCUACGUUGUGGAACUUGACUUGCGAGAGGACGGUGGGAGGAUUCAAGCCGCUCUUUCAGAGCUGGUGGGAAGACGCACUGUUCCGCAAGUUUUCGUCGAUGGAAAUCACAUUGGAGGCUCUGAUGAUACCCUCGAGGCAUUCAACAACGGGAAGCUGAAGAAGCUGUUGAAUACUAAGCAGUCUGGCUAUUGGAAGCAUGAUGUCGCUUGAGUUUGUGUUAUUCCUCAACCAAGGGCUAAUAAACACCUGAUGUGGGUUUACUCAUCUAAGCAGAUACUCCUAGAUCUGCAUGAGUCUGAACGUUUACCUUACUGUCAUAUCUGACAUAUUUGGCACUAGGAACGUAGGGGCUUCAGUUACCUAUUAGUCAUAUUCUACUUGGGGGAAGUGCUGAGCACAUAGGCUACGUCGUGUACAUGCUCCACCGCCGUUCUCAUAUUCCUGCUCAUCUUCCACAAUGAUUUGUCAAAAGGUUUUCACUUCAAAUCUCCACAACAUUAGUGAGGUUGAUCUUUUGCGAGAUUGAGGCGAAAUAACUCAGAAUGGAUAGUGUCAUUCAUUCAGGCCCAAACUGGAUUCCGUGGUGUUCCAUUUGUGGCGUAUUUUAGUUAUCUCGGUUGAAACUCUUUUCUCUGUUCAUGUAGCUGUGUUUGAAACUUGCUGAGGAUAUAGCGGAAAUAGGAACCACGUAUUUUCAGGAACACAAUGAGUCAUGUGUUUUUAUCAACAGUCACGGCGAGCAUGUUCCCUGGUCCGAGCUUGAAUGACAUUAAUGUAAAUAAAGAGGAGAACUCAAAGCCGGGAACUUUUAUUCAGUUCAGAGUACAUAAGAAGAGAUACACAACUACUCCUCAAACUGAUUUCCGCAAGAGGAACAAGCGCAGAGGAGUGAUGGUAAUUUGGGAUUGAAGGUUGGUGAACACUAGGCUGGCCUCAGGGUCACGGAUGUCAUAUGUUAGUGUGUAGAGGGCAUAAUAGGAAGAAAGCAGUCAUCUCUGAAGUCUGAAUGGUCUGCACUGAGUACACAGUUAUGAACAAAUCCUUGGUCGGAGGAUGGAAGGAUUCUUAUUGUCG
Messenger RNA from Marchantia polymorpha subsp. ruderalis, 1513 nucleotides. Lineage: Eukaryota; Viridiplantae; Streptophyta; Marchantiopsida; Marchantiales; Marchantiaceae. The record is from the annotation of a GenBank genome assembly.